GUAAGAAGGAGGAGGCGGGCAGGUGGGCGGUGGUUGCCUGGCGAUCGCGACUGGAGAGGUUGGCCCAGGGCCCCGAAGUCCACCCACCACCGCCUGGAACCCACGCCCUUGCGCUCCCAGGUCUGCGGUAGUGGUUGGUUACCAUGGUGAAGCUGGCAGCCAAAUGCAUCCUGGCAGGAGACCCGACAGUGGGCAAGACCGCCCUGGCCCAGAUCUUCCGCAGUGACGGGGCCCACUUCCAGAAGAACUACACCCUGACAACAGGGGUGGACUUGGUGGUGAAGACGGUGCCAGUUCCUGACACGGGCGACAGCGUGGAACUCUUCAUCUUUGACUCUGCCGGCAAGGAGCUGUUUUCUGAGAUGCUGGAUAAACUGUGGGAGAGUCCCAACGUCGUCUGUCUCGUCUAUGACGUGACCAGUGAGCAGUCCUUCACCAACUGUAGCAAGUGGCUGGAGAAGGCUCGGGUGCAGAUACCAGGCACCUGCCUCCCAGGUGUGUUAGUGGGGAGUAAGACAGACCUGGCCAGCAGACGAGCAGUGGACCCGGCGCAGGCCCGGGCGUGGGCGCUGGGCCAAGGCCUGGAAUAUUUUGAAACUUCGGUGCCUCGGGGUGACUGCAGGCCACAAAAUGCCCUCCGGUGAGACCAGCAGGAGGCCUCGUUACGUGGGAAAGUGGAGCUCUGUCCCCUCUUCAGUCUGUCCUGACAAGGGCUAUCUGGUGCUGCUGAUGCCCUGGAGCCCAGGCAGGCAUGUGUGCAAGGGUCGCCCUGCAGGAGCAGGUGUGGCCCAGAAACAUCCGUCUCAACCCGGCCGAAGCCGAGAAGCCGGCUGUCUUGCCCUCUCUAGGCCGCUGGGGGACCUGCCAGGCCUGGAGGCCUCGCUUUGUGGCCUCCAGGCCUGGGGGUUGCUCCAAAGAGUUGGCGUGCUAGUUCAUAGCCAGGAGCUCUGCUCCAGCUCUACUUCAGCUCCAGACUCUCGAGUCGCUGCCUCUGCAAAACUCUGGCCGCUUCGCUGCCGUAUAAACGGGGCUUGUCCACCCCUCAAGGCAGGUGCUUCCGUAAGGACAGCUAGCAUCGAAGGCCUGCUCUGGCCUCCGGAGUCCAUAGCUGCACUAGCUGUGGGGCCCUGGGCGCGCUCCUGCCUCUGCAGGCUUCUCACCUGGAAAAUGGGAUAAUAAAAUGGAUCACUCAGUGAGUUAAAAAUACAGAAUUAAGUAAAAUGGUGAAUAUAAAAUGCUUAGUGCAAAGUCUGGUGCAUAGUAAACAGUGUUAGCUUUUUUUAAAGUAUAAAUGUCCCCCCUAGUAAUCGCGUUUAUACCGUUCUUACUUACUAAAGCUUGUACUUACAGUUGUAGAGAUAAAUAUUUGUCACCCUUGCCUCCGGACCAAGGAUCACAAACGCUAAAUUAAUGAAAUCCAAAUUAGUGGGCCUCUACUAGAUGCCAGCUCCCUCCUGUUUUAUGCAAAACCCCUUUGGGCCAAGCACUGAGCUCCACAGCCCAUGGGACACGGUGUCCCCGUAGUCCCACUUCCUCAGUUUGCAUCAGUGACGUGUCCCCCACCGCAGUAUCCCCCUGUUUCCCGGAACUCCUGAUGGAACUCCGAAACCAGAGCUCAUCCCAGCACGGUAGUCACCAAAGCCACUGGGUGCGUGUUGAAACUCCGAUCAGGUGUUGGGACAUAAAUUCUGCUUGAGGAGGCGCAGUUAAGCACUCGAUGUUAACUGUGCAAGUUAACUAGUCCCCCUGAGUGGAUGCUCACAGAAGCACCACUGGAGCCCGGUUCAGAAAGCUGUGAUUGAAAUGCUGUUGGAGACACAGCCCCGUCCUGACACCAAGGCCGCCGCCGCCUCUCUUCUGAAACACAGCAGUGGUCAUCCCGCUGACCCAGAGGAGGGCCUACAUGGUUCAUUGACUGUCUAACACCCUUCCAUGGCGGAAAUUGUUAGGCCCAAAAGUUCAAAAGCAUUUCUUUAAUCAGAAUUGACACAACACAGACACAUUGUUCUCUGUAAGAAGCUGGACGUUAGUGAAUGUGAGCGAGAAGGACCCGUAGGGAUACUGCCCUCCUAGACAGGCAAGGUGGAGGGAGCCGAUGUGAGUCAGAGCCCUACUGUGUGCUAGGUACACACGUGACCUAUUUAGGCUUCACAGCUGCGCCACAGAGCAGCCACUCCUGGCCUGUCCAGACCCAGGUUGUGCCGCACUCCCUGGUGGCACAGCCAGUGAGGGACAGAGCCAGCACUAGGCCCCAGGGCUGUUCAGCUUGAACGCUGGGCCUUCUGCAAGAGCCCGGCCUCCCACAGAGCCCACCUGGGACUCUCGGGCGGAAUUCUAGGCCAGAUUGAGCACCACUCUAAGCCCACUCCGAGACCACGAGCCCUCCUCUAAGCAGGCCAGCUCUACAGGUGUCCCAGCUACCUAUGUGACAUUAUGCUCAGUCCCUUGACAAGAGAUGCCCGUCACUGGCAACCCUCUCACUGCAUCCGGGAAACGGUUCACUUUGCAGCUACUUGAGAGCACUCCAUGGUGCCUGUGGAGACUUGUCUGCUUCAAGUUUCUUACUUUGUAUGUUGCGUUCUUCCAACAUUGUGCUUUGGAGAGCUGCAGAAUCCACUCGGAAAUCCUCAUACGUGUGCUCUCUGUCCAUUCGGUACUUAACUAUCCUCUCUCAUGUCCUGUGGUGACUGCUUGACAUCAGCAUUGCCAGGUCACACUGCACCACUGGGGGCGCUGUGCAGAUGCAGCUGAGCCCUGUCCCAUGUCCGACUGGAGAGGACAACCCUUGGGUGGUGGCAGCCGUGGGCUCGGCACAGACGCUGGUCUGGGCCGCAUGCUGCCUCCUUAGCACACUCUGGACCGGGCCCCUCUGCUUUGGUCUUGGCCAGCUGCUUCCUCUGCUUAGGAUUCCCUUGCCAGGAAGCCCAGGGAACCAUCGCAAGAUGGUUGCAUGCUUCUGUCACUGUGGCUGACAUAGCGGACAGCUGUGUACCUCCAACUACAGAACCUGGGUGCUAGGGUGCUAAUCAGGGCUCCUCCCCAACUGCCAGGCCCCUUCACCCCAGGGCUGUGGACCGUUCACCGUGCUGGAUAACUUCAGAAAAGUCCUUCGGUUUGGAAAUACUUCCAUUUCAUUGCAAUGUCACUGCCCCCUUCUAGGCUGCAUUUCUGUCUGCUGCCAGUACUGCUUCAGAACGGGCUCCUGUGCGUCCCCAGCUUGGGCUGCUGGCUUGCAAGUAGUGGGUUAUUUCUUUUGCCAACUUAUUUCUUAAAAAGAAAAUAAAUAGGGCCUCAGGUGGCAUGGUGGUUAAGGCAACUGGAUCUCUUAUAGCCGACCCUGCAAUUUGAGUUUCUGACCUGAUGGCUUGAAAAAUCACACUUGGCAUGCAUGCAUGCGUGCCCCAAAUCCUGA
Messenger RNA from Tupaia belangeri chinensis (Chinese tree shrew), 3412 nucleotides. It is a transcript of the gene IFT27, whose product is annotated as intraflagellar transport 27. NCBI's taxonomy places the organism in Eukaryota, Metazoa, Chordata, Mammalia, Scandentia, Tupaiidae. Gene Ontology annotation, biological process: intraciliary transport. Gene Ontology annotation, molecular function: GTP binding; GTPase activity. The coding region runs from base 144 to 644 and encodes 166 amino acids. The record is from RefSeq and is a predicted model, not a curated record. The transcript is spliced from 8 exons.